ACUGCAGUUCCCGCCGUGCUCUGCGCUCCAGCCCCGUGCCGGGCGCGGCCGCUCCCGCCCGUCCCGCCAUCCGGCGCGGCCGCCAUGCUGCGCCCCAAAGCGCUGACGCAGGUGCUGAGCCAGGCCAACACCGGCGGCGUCCAGAGCACCCUGCUCCUGAACAAUGAGGGGUCCUUGCUCGCCUACUCAGGCUAUGGGGACACUGAUGCCAGGGUCACUGCGGCCAUCGCCAGCAACAUCUGGGUGGCUUACGACAAGAAUGGACACCAGGCCUUCAACGAGGACAACCUCAAGUUCAUCCUCAUGGACUGCAUGGAGGGGCGAGUGGCCAUCACGCGGGUGGCAAACCUGCUGCUCUGCAUGUACGCGAAGGAGACAGUUGGAUUCGGGAUGCUGAAGGCCAAGGCGCAGGCGCUGGUCCAGUACCUGGAGGAGCCGCUCACGCAGGUGGCCGCGUCCUGACCACGGAGCCGAGGGGCUCCGAGCUGCCACCGGCAAAGCCCGUUCGUUUGACACCGUCACCGGCAAAGAUGGGGGGUGAGCAGCCCCAGAGGGAUCCCAGAGCUCGGUCCCGCUUUGGUGUGGCCUUUAAAAAUAAGGUGGGGGGAGCAAAACACUGUGGGGGGAAUAAAAGCGUGUCUAAUGCU
Columba livia (rock pigeon) is the source of this 647-nucleotide messenger RNA. It is a transcript of the gene LAMTOR2, whose product is annotated as late endosomal/lysosomal adaptor, MAPK and MTOR activator 2. Gene Ontology annotation, cellular component: Ragulator complex. The transcript has 4 exons. Gene Ontology annotation, molecular function: molecular adaptor activity; guanyl-nucleotide exchange factor activity. Gene Ontology annotation, biological process: positive regulation of TOR signaling; cellular response to amino acid stimulus. The record is from RefSeq and is a predicted model, not a curated record. NCBI's taxonomy places the organism in Eukaryota, Metazoa, Chordata, Aves, Columbiformes, Columbidae. The coding region runs from base 85 to 462 and encodes 125 amino acids.